AUGCCUCCUUCUUAAUUAAACAUAACAGCGUGCAACUGGCAAGCUGCAAGCAAACAAGAGCGACGGUGUUGGGAUAUUAAAGGGCGGUAGCCCGCGACGAGGGCAGUCCUGGAGCAGCUGUGGCAGCUCCUCGUACACACAGCCCUCAUCCCUUACUCUGUACACUUGUCUUGGGCCUCCCGAAGACAAAACUCUGCUGAGGCCAUGGGUAGGAGGACUUGUCUCCUGCUGGUGGUGGUGGUGGUGUCAGUGACUGGAGUCCUCUCUGCCGCUCUCCCUCACGCCAACGAGGACGACACCGAAGCCGAGCACCUCCUGAGACAAAAGCGAGAGGCCCAUCGCAGUGCCGUUGCCAUCGCCAGCAUUGGUAGAAGCGGUGGGUGUUCGACCUGCGGCAGCGGUGGCAGUGGAGGGUACGGCAGCGGUGGCAGUGGAGGGUACGGCAGCGCAAGCAGUGGAGGCUUUGGAGGUGGAGGCUUUGGUGGAGGCUUCGGCGGAGGAGGUGGCUUCGGGGGAGGAGACUUCGGAGGUAACAAUGGAGGAGGCUGUUCAGGAGGACUCUGUGGUGGAGGAGGAAGCUACGGAGGAGACAGCUGCGGAAGUGGUGAAUGUGGUGGAGGCUGUGGAGGUGGAGGCUGUGGUCGCAGCGGCGGCGGCGGAUUCGGCAGUGCGUGGAGCAGUGCCUCAGCCUAUAGUAGCUCAGGAUACAGGGGACGCCGCUCCCCACAGUCUGAACCGGUGGUGGACGAGGGGCAGCCAUCGCAGGAGGAUGUGACAGUGGAAGAGGAGGAGGUCGGCGGCAGGACGGUGCGUGAGGCCAAGAGAAGAAUACCUAUCGGCUCAGGCUCCUGGAGUGGAUCCGCCUCGAUCAGCGGCUCUGGAUCAGGGCCUGGAUCAGGGCCUGGAUCAGGGCCUGGAUCAGGCUCAGGCUCUAUUAGUGGAUCAUGGGGCGGGUCGGGGAGCGGAUCAGGAAGCGGGUCGGCAUCAGGGAGUGGAUCGUGGGGUGGCUCAGGCAGUGGAUCUGCCAGUGGCUCGAUAUCAGGAAGUGGAUCAGACUCAGGAUCAGGGUCAGGCUCCAUUAGCGGAUCGUUUGGCGGCUCAGACGGUGGAUCAGGCAGCGGGUCGGUAUCAGGCAGUGGAUCGUGGGGAUCUGGUUCAGGUGGAGGAGGAGGAGGUGGUUGUGGUGAUAGUGGAGGAUGUGGUGGAGCAGGUGGAGGAGGUGGGGCAGGAGGUGGAGCAGGUGGAGGAGCAGGAGGUGGAGGAGGUGGAACCGGUGGUGGAGCAGAUGGAGGAGGUGGAUCAGGUGGAGGAUUUGGAGGAGGGGGAGCAGGAGGUGGAGCAGGCGGUGGAUCGGGAGGAGGAUAUGGAGGAGGUGGAUCAGGAGGAGGAGGAAGUGGAGGUGGAUCAAGUGGAGGAUCAGGUGGAGGAGGAAGUGGAGGUGGAUCAGGUGGAGGAGGAAGUGGAGGUGGAUCAGGUGGAGGAAGCAGUGGAGGCGGAUCAGGAGGUGGAUCAGGUGGAGGAGCAGGUGGAGGAGCUGGAGGUGGAUCAGGUGGAGGAUCUGGAGGUGGAUCAGGAGGAGGAAGCAGUGGAGGCGGAUCAGGUGGAGGAGCAGGCGGAGGAGCUGGAGGUGGAUCAGGUGGAGGAUUUGGAGGUGGAUCAGGUGGAGGAGGAAGUGGUGGGUCAGGUGGAGGAGCUGGAGGUGGAGGUGGAGUGGGUGGGGGAUCGGGUGGAGGAGCAGGAGGUGGAGCGGGUGGUGGAUUAGGUGGGGGAUCAGGUGGAGGAGCAGGAGGUGGAGUAGGGGGUGGAUCAGGUGGAGGAGGUGGUGGAUCAGGUGGAGGAGCAGGUGGAGCAGGUAGUGGAUCAGGUGGAGGGUUUGGUGGAGGUGGAGGAGCUGGAGGUGGAGCAGGUAGUGGAUCAGGUGGAGGAGCAGGAGGUGGUGUAGGAGGUGGAUCAGGUGGAGGAGCUGGCGGUGGAGCAGGUGGAGGAUUUGGUGGAGGAGCAGGAGGUGGAUCAGAUGGAGGAUUUGGUGGAGAAGCAGGAGGUGGAUCAGGUGGAGGAGCUGGUGGAGGAGCUGGUAGUGGAGCAGGAGGUGGAUCAGGUGCAGGAUUUGGUGGAGGAGCAGGAGGUGGAUCAGGUGGAGGAGCUGGUGGAGGAGCUGGUAGUGGAGCAGGAGGUGGAUCAGGUGCAGGAUUUGGUGGAGGAGCAGGAGGUGGAUCAGGUGGAGGAGCUGGUGGAGGAGCUGGUAGUGGAGCAGGAGGUGGAUCAGGUGCAGGAUUUGGUGGAGGAGCAGGAGGUGGAUCAGGUGUAGGAGCUGGUGGAGGAGCUGGUAGUGGAGCAGGUGCAGGAGGUGGAGGAGCAGGAGGUGGAUCAGGUGGAGGAGCAGGUGGUGGAGGAUUCGGUGGUGGAUCAGGUGGAGGCUUUGGUGGUGGAGGAGGAGGAUUUGGUGGAGGAUUCGGUGGUGGAUUUGGUGGUGGUGGUGGUGGUGGUGGAGGAGGUGGGUAUGGACGCUAGAGGGACACGAGGAUGGACAACUCCUUGUGGAUUACAACAGACGGUGAAUGUGGAGGAGGAGCGGAGACUCCACAUCUGCCAGAGUCCAGUCCACACGCGAUCCACUCCUCCCGCUCCCUUCAUUAUGUACUACUACUACUACUACUACUACUACUCUCACUGUCUUGCAACAUACACAAAUACAUGCAUGUCUACACACAUAAAGCAUAUUUCCAAGCUAAGGGCAUUAAAGAAAACAAUGCUUUCAUCAAAUAUUGUUAGGAUGAAACACACACACACACACACACACACACACACACACACACACACACACAAAUACACAUACAUCUUGAUCUCCCAUCACAGAAUUACACGCACGCCGCAGUAACAACGCUGCACGCCUCGACUCCUCUCAGCUGGUUUACUGUUUCCAGAGUUACUCAUGAAAGAAGCAAAGAGAUAAGCUUGUGUUACGUUUUCUUUUCUUUUCCUGGUCAACGCAAACUUCAUGAAAUAUUUAAGAAAAAAAUAUUUUGCAUGUGAGAAGUCUCUGAGUAUGUAUACAUGAAAAAUACAUCAAAGGUACACAUAAACGACUUUCUCAGCAAUUUCUACUCUAUUAUUGCAUCGUUUAAGUUUUGUCAGGUUUGAAAUAGUGAUUAUCCUUUAUUUCAUGAGAUAAUACAGCUGGGCACAUAACAAUAAAUGUAUCAGAACAUGU
Scylla paramamosain (green mud crab) is the source of this 3211-nucleotide messenger RNA. RefSeq lists its product as uncharacterized. Lineage: Eukaryota; Metazoa; Arthropoda; Malacostraca; Decapoda; Portunidae. Bases 205 to 2511 code for a protein of 768 amino acids. The transcript is spliced from 2 exons. The record is from RefSeq and is a predicted model, not a curated record.